CCCAGCCCCCGUCCCUGCCCGUCGCCGCACAGCGCCAGCCACCCGCGGGGGCGGAGGCAGGGCCCGAGCACGACGCAGCGCCGGGAGGCAGCCUCGCCCGUCAGCCGCGCAGCCAGCCCCGGCCCGAGGGGAGCAGUCCCCAUGGCUGACCGGAGCCUGAUCGAGGGAGCCGAGCCCUUCCCGCGGAGGGAGGAGGCUCCGGAGUGGGGCUACGAGGAAGGGGUCGAGUGGGGACUGAUUUUUCCCGACGCCAACGGGGAGUACCAGUCGCCCAUCAACUUGAACUCGAGAGAAGCGAAAUACGACCCCUCGCUCCUGGAAGUGCGCCUGUCGCCCAACUACGUCGUGUGUCGCGACUGCGAAGUGAUUAACGACGGGCAUUCCAUUCAAAUCGCACUCAAGUCCAAAUCAGUGUUAAUAGGGGGGCCAUUACCUCGAGGACAUGAGUUUGAACUACACGAUGUUCGAUUUCACUGGGGGAGAGAAAACCAGCGUGGUUCUGAGCACACGGUUAAUUUUAAAGCCUUUCCUAUGGAGCUUCAUCUAAUGCACUGGAACUCCACACUAUACAGCAGCAUUGAUGAAGCAGUAGGGAAGAAGCAUGGCAUAGCUAUCAUUGCUUUAUUUGUACAGAUAGGAAAAGAGCAUGUAGGCCUAAAGGCUGUAACUGAAAUUCUCCAGGACAUCCAGUACAAGGGAAAGUCCAAAACUAUACCCUGUUUUAAUCCCAACUCUUUAUUACCAGAUCCUCUACUGCGUGACUACUGGGUGUAUGAGGGCUCCCUAACAAUUCCACCCUGCAGCGAAGGUGUCACCUGGAUUUUAUUUCGCUAUCCUUUGACUGUGUCCCAAGUGCAGAUAGAGGAAUUUCGUAGACUGAGGACACAUGUUAAGGGUGCAGAACUUCUAGAGGGCUGUGACGGAAUCCUAGGAGACAACUUCAGACCAACUCAGCCACUGAGCGACAGAGUCAUCAGAGCUGCAUUUCAGUAGCAGAAGAGGAAAAACAACAAAAAUAAAUCUUUAUUAAUAGAGGGGGAAGACAAUGCUCCCACAGUGCCCUUGGAUGAGAAAUGGAAACUUUUGAGGCUGCUGCUUCAGUUGAACCACAAAGCCUGUAUUGUUUGUCUUCAUCUAAUUCAACUUUGAUAGACAGCUGUGACAGUUGUUCUGUCCACACAGUUCAGUGAAAUUCUGGAAAUGGGGCUGUACAUUAAAAGAAGAAAGCAUUAAAUCUUCCAAUUUACACUGUUAGCUAUUUUUAAAUGGUAACUAUCAUUGCUUAUGUAAUUUCUUUGCAGUAGCAUUCAAUAGUGGUCUGUGAUCCAAAUAAUGCUAAUUUUAAGCUUGUUUUAAAUGUUAAUAUAUAUAGAGAUACUCAUUGUUUUGAAUGUUACACUUAAUUUUAUUUUGUAGCAUCUCUUUUGCUGUCAGUAACCAUCUUGUGUAGAGGGGAGGUGUGUACUGUAAAGCUAAUAAAACCAUUGGUUGUUCACAAAGUAUUAUACAAAUUCAGAAUUCAUUUUUGGGCAGAAAUGAACACUUCUUUGCCAAGCACUUAACAUGGCCUAUCGGAAUAAAGCUGAAUGACAUUUGCAUUAUUAGGAACCUUAUUUGAAUAAAGAACAACUUUGGAAUAAGGAAAAUUAAUUGAUAUAACAGCAAACCUAGUCAUGGAAUUUUACAAAGAAAUUAUCAUUUCAGGCAGAAAAUUAUCAGCCUUUGUUCUCCUGUGAAUUAUGACAGUUCUAUUUGUUUCUGCACAUGACUGAGGAUGGUGGUCUGAGGCCCUUCUCUGCACGUCCUGAGCUGCUGCACAGCAUGGGGACUGCCAUUCUGGGCCACACAUGACACAGCUCUGACAGGGCAAAAGAGAGAGAAGUAGACCAAGCCUGCAAGACAAGCUCUUAGCUUACAGUUCCUUCUAAACACGUAGCACUGAAAAACAUUUUCAUGUGGUGGGAAAUAGCUUUGGUCUCCAUGGCUUUCAGUGCGAUCCAUUUUGCUAGCACGUUUGUGGUGGGACCUGUGUGAGUGCAAGAAUGCAGAGGCACAGAUGGCAAGCUCCAGGCAGGGCACAAUGGAGAUGCAAACAGAGGUUCACAAAGCAGAGGUUACUCCCUGGGAGCAGAUGGGUGAAUCAUCAAUCACAAAGUCAUCACCAUGCAGUGGUAAAUGUAGUGUCACAAGGCAUGCUUAUUCCAUCUCCGGAAGGGUUGCUGCUGAAUAAUGAGUUGCAAAUUCUCAGAGUCAUAUAUGUGUAUAUUAGGGACAGGAGAAACAGUAGGAGGAACCCACACACUGCGUAUGAACAUGGGGAGAGGGAGUGGAUGCUGCUUACCAGUUCAUGUGGUCGUAACUAUGUGUACUGCAGGAAUGUGUGGAGAGACACACAGAUGAUCUUGGUAUUGCAAUAAAAGCAUGUAAUUCCAUCAUGAAGUCAUCUGUUUAUGAGGAUUAGUGGAGAUGUCAUUAAUAAAUUGCUCCUUGAGCCUAUGAAAACUCAUAUUUCUUAGAGUUACGUAUAAGAAUUUUCCUCUAUCUUCUGCCCAAAUUUAAGAAAAAUUUACAUGCCUUACUAGUCAAAAAGCUCAAGAUAGCAGUGCUGACCGAAAAUAUGCUUUCUAUCUGCAAUAGCCCAGCAUUUACAUCAAAGUAACAGCCUCAGUGGAUGCUGCCCCUCUUCCAUCUGUAGGGACUCAGUGGUCCUUAUGUGCCUCUUCCAACUUGGAAUAUUCAAUGAUUCUACAACUCCUCAGACAAUUGCAAUAAUAACCCAACCCCAGAGCCUGGCCUCCUCCAUAUUUUGCCAUAGGGCAGGGUGGCAUCUCUGCAUAAAGAUUGUUGUACGUAGUAUCUGGUCUGCAAAGGCUCGGCCAAGAUGCAGAUAUUGGCAGUUACCUGAUGAUUUGUAGUUGUCAGGUGCAGUUCUGAAAUCUCUAAAAAA
Molecule: messenger RNA, 2947 nt
Organism: Phasianus colchicus (ring-necked pheasant)
Lineage: Eukaryota; Metazoa; Chordata; Aves; Galliformes; Phasianidae
Gene: CA8
Product: carbonic anhydrase 8 (inactive)
Biological process (GO): cell adhesion involved in heart morphogenesis; larval heart development
Cellular component (GO): extracellular matrix
Molecular function (GO): zinc ion binding; carbonate dehydratase activity
Source: RefSeq, a predicted model, not a curated record